UGUACCGAUACUUAAACGAAGGCUGGCCAGAUUUGAAGCAAGUCACAGAUCCGGAGAUAAAAUGAUUUUACGACCGCCAAGAAUCUCUUACACAGUUCAAGGUUGCAUUCUAUUCGGUGAGUGCCUGGUCAUUCCGUCACCGCUCCGCCGACGCUGUAUUGGUCAACUCCAUCGUGGCCAUCCUGGUAUACAACGUAUGAAAGCUAUUGCCCGUUCGUACGUUUAUUGGCCGUCUUUGGACAAGGACAUCGUGGACCAUGUAAAGUCUUGUCGUCAUUGCGCCUCCACUGCGAAGUCACCAUCAAAGCUAGCUCCGGUACCGUGGCCACGUUCGACCAAACCAUGGGAACGCGUCCACAUAGACUAUGCUGGUCCGAUCACCGGGAGCUACUAUCUCAUUGUCGUUGACUCUUACACAAAAUGGCCAGAAAUCAUCCAAACACACAGUACGACCACUGCUGCAACGAUUGCCAUCCUCAAGGACGUCUUCGCUCGAUUUGGAAUGCCUUCAACGUUGGUGAGCGAUAAUGGGCCGCAAUUUGUUAGUACGUUAUUCCAAGAUUUCUGUACAGAAAAUGGCAUUGAUCAUCUUACCAUUGCCCCGUUUCACCCGCAAUCUAACGGUCAAGCCGAAAGAUUUGUGGAUACAUUUAAGAGGUCCAUCAAGAAAAUUCAGGAGGGAAGAGAUAUUGUGCGAGAAUCGCUCAACACUUUUCUCAUCACCUACAGAACCACACCAAAUCCUUCCACUCCCAACGGUAAGUCGCCAGCGGAGAUCAUGUUUGGUCGUCGAAUUCGGACCAGUUUGGAGUUACUUCACCCACCAGUUGAACGCACAACCGUACAAAAGCAGGAUUACAACGUAAAACGCAGUUAUCAUCGAAACGAUCUUGUUUUUGCAAAACUCUAUUCCAACAAAACUUGGCGUUGGGCACCUGGCAUCAUUUUGGAGAAAGUUGGAAGCGUCAUGUAUAACGUUUGGGUUAACAACCAAAGACUGGUACGCUCACACGUCAACCAACUAAUGAACCGUUUUGAAACCAACCAUCACACCAAGCCCAUGAACAAUCCUUCUAGACUGCCAAUCGACAUUCUGCUAGGUGCGUGGAAUUUGCCUGCACCACGUUCGCCAUCUGUGUCAUCGCAUCCGACUACUUCACCAAGCCAUGCGACAGUGUCGGUCCCUAUCGCAGGCUCCGGCUCAUCGGAGUUACAAUCAGUUAUUGAACCAGAGCUACAACCAGUAUCACCGGCCCCUCGCCGCUCUUCGCGUGUUCGAAGAGUGCCUCAACGAUAUCAGCCAUACCUCCUGUAUUAGAGGGGAGAUGUUGGGACUUGGACAACCC
Messenger RNA from Armigeres subalbatus, 1346 nucleotides. RefSeq lists its product as uncharacterized. Gene Ontology annotation, biological process: DNA integration. Bases 62 to 1318 code for a protein of 418 amino acids. The record is from RefSeq and is a predicted model, not a curated record. The transcript has a single exon. NCBI's taxonomy places the organism in Eukaryota, Metazoa, Arthropoda, Insecta, Diptera, Culicidae. Gene Ontology annotation, molecular function: nucleic acid binding.